Gadus macrocephalus (Pacific cod) is the source of this 3610-nucleotide messenger RNA. RefSeq names its product potassium voltage-gated channel subfamily KQT member 2-like. The coding region runs from base 15 to 1412 and encodes 465 amino acids. The record is from RefSeq and is a predicted model, not a curated record. Gene Ontology annotation, molecular function: voltage-gated potassium channel activity. Gene Ontology annotation, biological process: potassium ion transport. The transcript is spliced from 4 exons. Gene Ontology annotation, cellular component: membrane. Lineage: Eukaryota; Metazoa; Chordata; Actinopteri; Gadiformes; Gadidae.
CCAUACAUCAAGCUAUGGCUCUGCUUUGUCCUCCCCCUGCUGGCCAGGGGAGACAAGACAUACUGAUCGAGAAGUGUCCUUGUCUUUAUUCCUUAGAGGCCAGUUUUCCCGGAGAGGAAAUGGGUGAUGAUAAGAAUUGCGACUGUGAUUUUUACCAAGAACUAUCGCCGGGCAUAAAGGUCACCAUCAGAGCUAUCUGCAUCAUGAAGUUCCAGGUCGCCAAGAGAAGGUUUAAGGAGAGCCUGCGUCCCUACGACGUCAUGGACGUCAUCGAGCAGUACUCCGCGGGACACCUGGACAUGCUGUGUCGCAUCAAGAACCUCCAGUGCAGAGUGGACCAGAUAGUGGGCAAGAGCAUGAAGGACGGAGACACCACCGAGGACGGCAGCAUGAUGGGGCGCCUGGGGAGGGUGGAGAAACAGGUGUGCUGCAUGGACCGCAAACUGGACUUCCUGGUGCACGCGUACGUGCAGCGCAUGGGCAUCCCCCGCUCGGAGACGGAGGCCUUCUUCAGCUCCAAGGAGCCCUACCCAGCGCCCCCCUACCACAGCCCCGAGGCCAGGGACAAGGGCGAGCAGGAGCAGGAGAACAAGAAGAAGGAGGAGGAGGAGCAGCAGAAGGCGGAGGAGGAGGAGGAGGAGGAGGAAGAGGAGGUGAGGGCCGAGAAGGAGCUGAAGGUCUACUCGGCGGUGGAGGUGAUGUGCUCGGAGGGCUCGGUGGAGCGGAGGGACACCCCGCUGGGGGGCCAGUCCGCCAACGGCUCCCUGGGGACCCCCUCCAUCAGCCACCGGCCCACCACCUCCUGGCAGCACCAGCUGCAGCACCCGCUGGCCCAGCCCGCCUGGGGCAGCAGCAUGGCCAACACCCCCUCGCCUGUAGGGGGCAGCGGGGAGCAGUCCCCCACGCUGUACCGCCUGCCGCCUCCGCCCGCCUCAACCCACGACCGCUCCGUCUCCAGCGCCCACACGGCGGGGGGCGGCGGCGGCGGCGGCGGGGGGGGGCGGGAGAGCGGGAGGGAGAGCGGGCGGGACAGCGGCUCCCAGAGCAGGCGGCGCCACCGGCGGCCCCGGGGCCCGCAGGAGCAGCCGCCGGCGGCGGCGGCGGUGGCGGAGAGCGACACCUCGGUGUCCAUCCCCUCCGUGGACCACGAGGAGCUGGAGCGCUCCUUCAGCGGCUUCAGCAUCUCCCAGGCCAAGGAGGACUUCUUCGGGCCAUCCUUCUACGCCGGCCCCGGCGGCGGGCGAGGGCGAGGCCGAGGGCGGGACGCCGGGGGGGCGACGCGAUGCGCCAAGGUCCGGCCCUUCCUGGCGGAGGGCGAGUCGGACACGGACUCUGAACUGUACGCCCCCUCGCCGCAGGCGUACACCCCAGACGGGGCCUACCUGGAGAGGGGCUGGCCUGGACACCACUAGGCCCCGGAGCUGGAGGACAGAGAGGGUCCCGUCCCCGGUCUCGUCCCGAGGCGCGGAGGGGGAAGCCUGCCCGGCCGUCGAGGCUGGCUGUACCGAGCGAUGGGUGUUGCCAAGAACAUAACCCUGUGGCCCAGGGGACGGCGUGAGGGACUGUCGCCGGGGAGACCGCCACAAUACCCCCCCAGACAAAAGGUGGUCCCGGUGCUGAGGAUUAAGUUAAGGUGGACAUUAAGACGGGGGUGUGACGAGGCUAAACGGAUGAUGAUUACAUCACGAUCGUAUCCAUGAUGAAGCUCAGAUCGGGAUGAGGAUUAAGAUGGUGAUAUAAUUAGUGAUAACGUUGUAAAAGAUACAUCGAAGGGGGGGAUAUUUAAUUAAAAUCCUACGGAACAAGGAUGGAGAGGAGCUGGUGAUUAACUGAAGCCGAGGUUAAUCAGUGGACAUUUCAGCACCGCCCGUAAUUAAAUCAUAUCCUUACCGGAAUUUUACGGGAAACCAUUGGUCUAUUUGUAGUUUGUCGCCAUGACGAUUAAGUUUCAAUGCCAACGCUACAUAGCUUCAUAUCGCGUUAGACUAAAAUAUAAAACAACUACUUCCAGUUGUGGUUAGUGGUACAAUUUUAGGCGUUAUGUUACAUUAAAAUUAGGAGUAACAUAUAUGGUUAUUGCAGAAAUUAAUUAUAGGACCGUAUUUUUGCACUAAUUAUCUACUUGAAAUGUAUUCGUCACAUAAUUUUUUGGGCAGAAAUGUGCUUUGUACCCAGUAGUCUGACUCGCGCACAUUUUCAACCACACAGCGCUUGAAGCUAUGUUUCGACGCUAGUUGGUCAAACCAGAGUGGGUAGUUGGCUGUUGGUCCUUUGAAAGAGGGGGAAUGAUGCCAAAGGGGGUCGUUGGGUCUGAUUAUUAGUAGCCUUAAAAAAAAAGAAGCUUGUUUUGAAUGUCAUAGAUUCAGUGGUACCCGCCCAAAAUGUCCCCUUCUAAAUCCCUGAUUUCAUACCGAUGAACCCGGGAAUCCUGCAUGGCAUGACGGAAUUCAAGGAUCCAAGACUGUUACGAGGGCUCUAGAUACCGCCCCUUAUUAAUAAAAUUAACAGUUUUAUACUAAUGAAUACAACUAGAAAACCAAAAUGGAUGCAUGUGUGGUUUCAAGCUAGGAUAUGUUAGCUUUUUCAGAGCUUGAAAGCCAAUCAUUUGAAGAGGCCAAAUUUUUACCAUAACAUAAUCUCUGUUCAUAUAUGUUAGUAGAGUCCAUCUUUAGCAGAAGAUCUCUCUCUCUUUCUCUCUGUCUCUGUCUUUCUCUCUGUCUCUCUCUCUCUCUCUCUCUCUCUCUCUCUCUCUCUCUCUCUCUCUCUCUCUCUCUCUCUCUCUCUCUUUCUCUCACUCUCCCUGACUCUUUCUCCCUUUUAAUUUGUAUGCCAUUGUACCUCUCUUGUUCUCUGUCACUCUCUUUCGCUUUCUCCCUCUCUGUCCCUCUCGCCUUCUCUUCCUUCGCUCUCUCUCGCUCAUCCUCUCUUUCUGUCUCUUUUUCUCCCUCUGUCUCUUUCCCUCUCUAACCUCCUCUCUCUCAUUUUAUACUUUGCCACAAUAGUUUCAUGAAUAUUAAUGACUUGACCUUCACACUGGAAGGUUAAAAGUGAAGGUUUGCCACCACACUUGUCCUAAUGCAAUAAGAAGCAAGACAUUAAGAGUUCCAUUUGCACCUGAGAAGCUUGUAUGAGGCAUUAUGCUUUCCCCCAAUUUACAUAGAUCUUCCUCAAUUAGCGUCGCCCCAUUUUAGGUGAAGUCAGGGCGAUUCCCAGGCUUUUUGAACCUGAUAUUAAAACUGCCUUUCAGUUUCAAUCGGUCAUGAGGGAAAAUGAACACAAACAUUUGACGAACUGAGCCACAUGCGAUGCUAACCAUUGGAAACUUUGUUUUAAUCAUUUAAAAAACAAGGAGCGCCUAAAUCUAAAAGAUUACCAGACAAUCUUAAAAUAUACAUAGAAGUUUAUGGCAAGGUUGUUUACUUAUUCUGUGAAAGAAAGGUGGAAUCCAAUUGUUCUGGGAGAAAUGUGUUAAGAGUUUGCUAGCAUGUUUUCUACCAAUGUAAAAGAGAUGAAUGUAAAGUUUUCCAUGAUAAACGGUUCACGGCCGUGUAACUGCAUACACUCCUUGGUCUUCUCCAACAAUUAAACUUUGUACACCACUGAAAGGUUA